AGAAGGCAGUGAAAAGCAGACUGAAUGAAGAUCAGAGGAGCUAGAAGAUGUGCUGGAGGAGCUAGAAGAUGUUCUGGAGGAGCUAGAAGAUGUGCUAGAAGAUGUGCUGGAGGAGCUAGAAGAUGUGCUGGAGGAGCUAUGGCCCCCAAAAAGCAUCCACGCUCCUGUCGGGCUGCAUCCUCUUCCCAUCUGAGAGCAUGGAGGAGGUCAUCAAGCUCAAAGAAAGCCUGCCAGCUCUGUUGGAGCGCAGGGUCCGCCAUCGGCAGCUGCCACUUUCUGUCCUCAAGUCCAAGCUGAAGGAGGGCGUGAGCUGCUCUGUGCCCAGAGUGCGCUCCACCUUGUCCGGGUUCUUCCCGGUGGUGCGCUGGCUGCCCAAGUACAGACUGAGGGAGUAUGUGUGGGGGGACGUCAUGUCUGGUUUGAUUGUGGGCAUCAUCUUGGUACCACAAGCUAUCGCCUACUGCCUGCUGGCUGGAGUGGAGCCCAUCUAUGGCUUAUACACCUCUUUUUACGCCAACAUCAUCUACUUCCUCAUGGGCACAUCCAGACAUGUUUCUGUAGGCAUCUUCAGCCUGAUGAGCCUCAUGGUUGGACAGGUGGUUGACAAAGAGGUCUUUCUGGCUGGUUUUGAUCUCAAUGAGGAUCUUCUAGGCUUCAAUGCUUCAUUGAGGAAUAACUUCAGUGGCCAUGAUGCUCAUAGCGUGGAGCUAAUGGGUGUGCAAUGUGGGAAGGAGUGCUAUGCCAUUAGCAUCGCAGCUGCUCUCACUUUCCUGGCUGGUAUCUACCAGGUCAUGAUGGCCGUCUUUGGUCUAGGCUUCGUCUCCGUCUACCUUUCCGCUCCCAUGCUGGAUGGUUUCGCCACAGGAGCGUCUUUCACCAUCCUGACCGUGCAAGCCAAAUAUCUCCUCGGUCUGAAGAUUCCUCGCCAUCAGGGCUACGGCACCGUUCUCGUAACCUGGUUCAACAUCUUUGCCAACAUCCACAAGACCAACGUGUGCGACCUUGUCACCAGCGCCAUCUGUAUCGCCAUACUAGUAACAGGCAAGGAGAUCCAGGAGCGCUACAAAGACCGCCUAAAGAUUCCUCUGCCGACAGAACUGCUUGUGGUCGCCGGAGCCACGCUGGCCAGUCAUUUUGGGAACCUCAACCAUCUUUAUGGCUCCAGUGUGUCAGGGCACAUCCCCACCGGUUUCAUCCCUCCUCAGGUGCCCAGCUUGGAUCUGAUGCCCAGAGUGGCCCUGGACGCCAUUCCUCUAGCUGUCAUCAGCUUUGCCUUCACUGUGUCGCUGUCUGAGAUGUUUGCCAAGAAGAAUGGCUACACGGUGCGUCCCAACCAGGAGAUGCUGGCCAUCGGCUGCUGCAACAUCAUCCCCUCCUUCUUCCACUGCUUCACCACCAGUGCAGCUCUGGCCAAGACCAUGGUCAAGGACUCCACAGGCUGUCAGACCCAGGUCUCCAGCCUCAUCAGCGCUGUGGUGGUCCUGCUGGUCUUGCUCUUCUUCGCCCCGUACUUCCACGCCCUGCAGAAGUGUGUCCUGGCCUGCAUCAUCAUCGUCAGCCUCCGUGGAGCUCUGCGCAAGUUCAAGGACGUCCCGUCUAAGUGGCGCGCCAGCAAGAACGACGCGGUGGUGUGGUUGGUCACCGUGUCGGCCACGGCUCUGAUCAGCGUGGAGCUGGGCCUGCUGGUGGGAAUCACCUUCUCCAUGAUGUGCGUCAUCUACAAGACCCAGAAACCGAAGGUGUCUCUCCUGGGCCGGGCCACUGACUCUGAUCUUUACGAGGACGUGGAGGAGUACCAAAACCUGGUCCCGCCACUCCGCAUCAGGAUCUUCCGCUUCCCGGCUCCUCUCUACUACGCCAACAAGGACAUCUUCUUGGCGUCCCUCUACAAGGCUGUCGGGGUGACGCCUUUCUUGGAGAAGACCAGGAGGAGGAAGGCGGAGAAGAAGGCCAAGAAGAUGUCCACCACGCAGGCAAACGGGGACACCACCAACGGGGAGGUUGUAGUCGGACUCGUUCAGAGAGAACUUGACUUCCACACCAUUAUUUUGGAUUGCUCCACCAUUCCUUUCAUAGACUCUGCCGGCAUGGCCGCCUUUAAGGGGCUGCUCCAGGAGUUUGAGCAGAUCGGCGUCAGAGUGGUCCUUGCGGGCUGUAACACCUCACUGGUGGACGCUCUGCAGAAGGGAGAGUUUUUUGGCAAAGAGAUGAGGAACUUGCUGUUCUACUCUGUCCACCAUGCCGUCCUGCAAACUAACUCCAUGGCAGCAGACAACGUUGUGUAGAAGGAAGAUUUGCAGAGAACAAACUAGAAAGGUAGAGCUCAGUGGGCCAAUGAUUAGUGCAGGCUAACCUGUGGCAGGACCUUCAUCAGGGGCCAAUGAUUAGUGCAGGCUAACCUGUGGAAGGCCCUUCAUCAGGGGCCAAUGAUUAGUGCAGGCUAACCUGUGGAAGGACCUUCAUCAGGGGCCAAUGAUUAGUGCAGGCUAACCUGUAGCAGGCCCUUCAUCAGGGGCCAAUGAUUAGUGCAGCCUAACCUGUGGAAGGACCUUCAUCAGGGGCCAAUGAUUAGUGCAGGCUAACCUGUGGCAGGCCCUUCAUCAGGGGCCAAUGAUUAGUGCAGGCUAACCUGUAGCAGGCCCUUC
Molecule: messenger RNA, 2645 nt
Organism: Entelurus aequoreus (snake pipefish)
Lineage: Eukaryota; Metazoa; Chordata; Actinopteri; Syngnathiformes; Syngnathidae
Product: sulfate anion transporter 1-like
Exons: 8
Coding region: 123-2285 (720 amino acids)
Biological process (GO): transmembrane transport
Cellular component (GO): membrane
Molecular function (GO): oxalate transmembrane transporter activity; chloride transmembrane transporter activity; secondary active sulfate transmembrane transporter activity
Source: RefSeq, a predicted model, not a curated record